Messenger RNA from Suillus paluster, 634 nucleotides. RefSeq lists its product as uncharacterized. The transcript has 3 exons. Lineage: Eukaryota; Fungi; Basidiomycota; Agaricomycetes; Boletales; Suillaceae. The record is from RefSeq and is a predicted model, not a curated record. The coding region runs from base 106 to 624 and encodes 172 amino acids.
AUCGCCAUGAAGUUCUGCGAGAACAAUAUUCAGGACAUAAAAGCAAGCCGUCUUCCUACCGUCCUUGUCGAACUUAUUUGAUCCCAUAUAAUAUCCUUACAAACAAUGUGUUUCUCCUUCGUCCUCGCCGUCGUUGCUGCUUUGACAGCGUCAAUAUUUGCCGUCUUUCUUCAUAUUUUUCUUGUCUGCUACAUAGAAUACAGUCCUAAAUAUUUGCUUCCUUCGUACGUACUAAUCAAUCGCUUCCUCAGUCACGUUCGUCGUCUCUCCUUGCUCGUCAUUUUGGUAUACUCGGUCCACUUCUUUCGAAACUCUUUGCUUGUAGUGUCGAGGCCCAUGGAGGAGAACGCGGUCCAGAACGCCAGUCCCAGUACAUAUUUGCAGCAAAGGGGCGCCGCAAUCGCGGGCGCUGCAAAGUUACUACUAGUACUAGAUCAUCGUGUUCGACGUCCGCGGGCGCGUCACAAGGAACUGGUGGCCGGUCUGCAUGAAGCCUACGCUGGACGCAGACAUCUUGGGGACAGGUCUGUCAAAUGUUCGAACUUCGACCAUAAUCCCGCCCGCCAUGUCUUGUUGCCCGCCGCAUCAACUGCAGCCUACUUACGGUUGGAUAUCCCGGAUUGACAUGUGACAG